AUGGAACUCACUACGCGAACAUCGGAGCUUGGAUCUGCUAGCAUUUUCUUUGACGCUGCUCUCGACGAGGCUCUAGAUUCUGUUCUAAUGGGAACACAUCCAUCUUCAAUGGACGCAUACAACCCAUCAACUAUAAGUCACGAGGAGCAAACACUCUACAGCGCACAAUUAGCGAUAGAGUCAUCCAAAGAACCAUUUACCUGGAAAGCAAACCAAACCGCUCAUCCAUUCGCCAUCUCCCAGCAUCCCUCUUCGACCGAACUGUCCCCGAUGUCUUUCUUGAAUACUACCCAAGACGACUACCUCGAGCUUGAUGAGCUGAGAACCCCAGAACUUGGUCCUAUUGGGCCUCUGUCUCCUACUCCUAAUGAUACAUGGCUUGAUAAUACCAGCUGUUUCGCUGGACUGACCAGCGCCGAGCAAGGAAUGGAGCCAAUACCAAAUCUGAUGGAGAAGCCUGAAAUGAAAACCCCCAGAAAACAAGGCGAUCAAUUUGAAUACGUCUUAGGAGGGAUAGGAGGAGAAGUACCUUUGAUACAGUGA
Messenger RNA from Penicillium cosmopolitanum, 543 nucleotides. RefSeq lists its product as uncharacterized. The record is from RefSeq and is a predicted model, not a curated record. Lineage: Eukaryota; Fungi; Ascomycota; Eurotiomycetes; Eurotiales; Aspergillaceae. The transcript has a single exon. The coding region runs from base 1 to 543 and encodes 180 amino acids.